AUGGAUGUCUACAAGAGAAUUCUGAAACUCAAGCCUCGGUCAACCACCCCUACUGACCUACCCAUUAAGAUUUACAAAGAAUUUGCUCCAGAACUAGCCACCCCUCUCUGCUCAAUAAUAAAUGCAUCUCUCUCACAGUACUCAUGCCCUGUCGACUGGAAAACAUCAUUUGUCACACCCAUCCCUAAAACUGCCAGCCCACAAUCACUAAAUGACCUUAGGCCAGUCGCUAUCACACCCAUCCCUAGCCUCAUCUGUGAAGACUUUGUGUUUGACUGGGCAUACAACAAAAUCAGUUCCUUCUUAGACAUUCAGCAAUUUGGCAAUAUCAGAGCCACCUCUACCUCUCACUACCUAGUCAGCUUCCUUGACUUCAUUCAUAGUCACCUGGACAAACGGAACACCUCUCUAGCAGUCGCUUUUGUGGACUUCAAGAAAGCUUUUGAUCUGGUUGACCACACUGUUGUCAUUAACAAAGCCAUCAGUCUGGGUCUUCCUCUCACCUGA
Portunus trituberculatus (swimming crab) is the source of this 507-nucleotide messenger RNA. RefSeq lists its product as uncharacterized. The record is from RefSeq and is a predicted model, not a curated record. The coding region runs from base 1 to 507 and encodes 168 amino acids. NCBI's taxonomy places the organism in Eukaryota, Metazoa, Arthropoda, Malacostraca, Decapoda, Portunidae. The transcript has a single exon.